Anastrepha ludens (Mexican fruit fly) is the source of this 2907-nucleotide messenger RNA. RefSeq lists its product as uncharacterized. The record is from RefSeq and is a predicted model, not a curated record. The transcript has a single exon. Bases 1 to 2907 code for a protein of 968 amino acids. NCBI's taxonomy places the organism in Eukaryota, Metazoa, Arthropoda, Insecta, Diptera, Tephritidae.
AUGUCCUCACCAGAGAUGGAUAUCAGGGCAGAUGACGAGCUGAUGGCAAAUGUUGUUACAUCACCGGCGGCGGACACGUGUGUGCAGUUAACGACUAAUUCGAGGUUAGAGACGAUAUCACCGGUUCUGCAAUCAACCAAUCCAACGGUGCAUCGGGUACAAGCUUCUGAACAUAUUACGUCUGCUGAUGGGUACGCACAACUAGGGGCAUGCAUGAGGCAUCACGUUGAUGGUUUGGCGCAUCAAGGCGCGGCUCAUGCAUUAUGUGCUACAUCAGAGGACGGGUAUGUACUACCGUGUAUAAAUUCGGGCAGCAUAACCUCAACUUGGGUUGGCGGUUUACCUCGUACUAGCGGAAACCAUGGACGAUCGCAGUCCAAUCUGACUUCUGUUUACGGAAUGGAGGCACCAUCUCGUAAUAGAUCUAGCAUUACAACGUGGACAGGUCAUCCAAUCAACACGCACUGCACUGCUGCAAAAGCGGCUGUACCUUCUUACCCUCCAGCACCAUUUAGUUGCAACACACAUUUUACACCAGGGCUUAACAAUCUUCCAUCUACAGUACUUGGUCGGUUAGAAGCAGAACAAUCCCCUCGGGCGCAGCUGCACUCAACCUCUUGGCAGCAUGCUUUGUCCUCUUAUAGGAAUAUGCAUACAGUUUAUGGUGAUGCUGCACCGGGUGUGGGUAGCAUUCCUCCAGUCAAUUCGGUUUUGACUAGUGCCCAAGAAACACCAGCCAGGGUGCCUAAUAGCUACGACGCUCACCGACAGUGGCCACAGAUAUCUAACGGUUAUACACCUACCGCGCCAGCUGCGAUAUCUGAAAUGAGGUUAUCCUCUACGCAAAUAGCAUCAAGACAAGUCAUAAAUAAAGAUCUUCCGACGUUCUCCGGCAAGCCAGAAGAGUGGCCGCUUUUUAUCACCAGCUUCGAACAGUCAACUGAGCAGUGCGGUUUCACAGAUUCUGAGAAUCUUAUUCGGCUACAGCGAUGCCUGAAGGGGGUGGCACUAGAGGCAGUAAGGGGUAAAUUAAUGGCGCCUGUAACCGUAUGGCAGGCCAUUGAAACUUUACGGAUGCUAUAUGGGCGUCCAGACGUCAUAUGUCAUUCACUGCAACGCAAGCUACGUCAAGAGCCAUUGGUAAGGUAUGACAAGCUGGAAACCCUAAUUCAGUUUGCACUUGCGGUACAAAAUUACUGUUGUACUCUGAAAGCCAUUGGCCUCUCUUCUUAUUUGAAUGAUCCGAUGCUACUUUCUGAGCUACUUUGCAAAUUACCAAACGACUUGAAAUUAGAGUGGGGUAGAUAUAGGGUUUCACUGCUCCAUGCUGACAUAAGUGAGUUCGACUAUUGGCUUUUCAAAUUGGCGACGUGCGCUAGUCAAGUCGUAUCUGUAAAUAGUUCCGGCGAUGACGUCAAAGUUAACAAUAAUCCAUUUAAGAAAAGGGUGCUCGUGCACGACGUAGUUCACACCAACAGUGCUACAAGCUCUCAACCUUAUUGCCUUCAGUGCAGUGGUGAUCAUCGACUCGAGAAAUGCAAACAGUUUUGCGAUUUGUCUACCAACGAUAGGUGGUGCUUUGUUCGCGACAAUAAGCUAUGCAUCAGAUGCUUCCGCAAACAUUUCCUGAAGAACUGCCCAUUGCAUAGCCGUUGUGGUAUUGAUGGUUGCACAAAGCCUCACCAUGUUCUGCUCCAUUCAAAUAAUUCGGUCAAUCCAAACCAUAAAGCAGCUGUGAUGUUACAUAAGGAAGAGCUCGCGACAAAGACAUUGUUGCGUUACGUUCCAGUAGUACUCUAUGGAAAAUCCAAAUGCAUAAAGACGUAUUCGUUAAUAGACGAGGGAUCCACAUGUACACUCUUGGAGAAACACAUUGCUGAAGAGCUUGGUUUGGAUGGUCCAUCUGAUGAGCUGUGUCUCAGGUGGACGGGUGAUAUAACACAGGUAGAGCCUGAAUCAAAAUGUGUUACCAUCGGGCUCUCUUCCACACAUGAAACGUCGCCUGGGUUUAAUCUACGGAACAUUCGCACAGUAGCUAAUCUUGAUCUUCCAAAACAGUCGUUGUUACAAGAAGUACUCUCGUCGCACAGUCAUUUGCACAAUUUGCCUAUUGAACCAUAUGCUGGGGUGCGCGCUACACUGCUUCUUGGCGUCGACAAUGCAAAGCUCGGUGUUCCCCUCAAAGUGAAGGAAAUAGAAGGAGAUCAGCUCAUCGCAACUAAAUGUCGACUUGGUUGGUCAGUAUAUGGCCGUGGAGAGGAAGCUAAUGCCCUUUCGAAUAGGGUGAUGCACAUCUGCUCCUGUGUGUCAACUGAACGCAUGGAUGAAAUGUUAAAGGCUAAUUACGCGUUAGAGGCAGUUGGUAUUAGCAUGAAAGAUGAACCACUGAAAUCCAAAGCAGAUGAACGGGCUCUCGCCAUUAUGAAAUCGACUACAAAGUACUUGGAAAAUGAAAAGCGUUGGGAAACGGGUUUAUUGUGGAAAUUCGAUAAAAUCGAUUUACCAAAUUCGUAUUCCAUGGCAUUGCAACGCCUCAGUUGUUUGGAAAAACGCAUGACCCGGGACCCACUCUUACGGAAUUUUCUCAACAAACAAAUUCGUGAGUAUGAAGAUAAAGGAUAUAUUCGGAAAUUGACAAAAGAUGAGAUAUCUCAUGGGAAAAGGUCAUGGUUCAUUCCAAUUUUCACCGUAACGAAUAAAAAUAAAAACAAGACAAGACUCGUUUGGGAUGCCGCUGCCACCGUCGACGGUAUCGCUCUCAACACCUAUUUAAUGAAAGGGCCCGACCUUCUGGCGUCUCUGGUUGGAAUACUUAUACGAUUUCGUGAGCGAGCUUUUGCAAUCACAGGAGACAUUCGCGAGAUGUUCCAUCAAAUUCGAGUGCGCAGCAAAAACCAAACCGCAUAG